Podarcis muralis (Common wall lizard) is the source of this 10083-nucleotide messenger RNA. It is a transcript of the gene MAPKBP1, whose product is annotated as mitogen-activated protein kinase binding protein 1. Gene Ontology annotation, biological process: positive regulation of JNK cascade; negative regulation of canonical NF-kappaB signal transduction. Gene Ontology annotation, cellular component: cytoplasm. Gene Ontology annotation, molecular function: protein binding. Lineage: Eukaryota; Metazoa; Chordata; Lepidosauria; Squamata; Lacertidae. The record is from RefSeq and is a predicted model, not a curated record.
AACAAGCGCAGCGGGCGGAGGGGCUGGAGCGUGGAAGCGAGAAGAGCGGUCGCCAGCCCGGAACCUGGCGAGAGGAGACAGCUGAGCGAGGAGGAGGAGGAGAGCCGUGACACGGCAGGCAGCCCUCUGGGAGGAUCCGGCUGAAAGAGAGCCUGGCAGCCUCCCCUGCACGGGCGCCCCGGCCACUUCCAGCCUCUCGGCUGUCAACUAGCAGGCGGCGGGGAAGCUGAGCAGGGCAGAGCCCGGCCCCCUUUCCGAGUCUCUCCUCCCCGCUAGCAAUUUUUUCCUCCCUCCCCCCUUUAAAAUAAAAAUCUGCAAGAGGAACUCCCGACCUUCCUCGUAGUUUUUGAAUCCGCUGACUGCCUCCCGCUCCCCCGCCUGCGUGCGGUCUGGAUCCCUGCGAAGCGAGAGGCGAGAGAAGGAGUUCAGGGGAGGAGGAGGAGGAGGAGGGCGCUUCGCGUGCGUUUUAAAUCCCACCGUGGCUUUUUCUAAAAAGGAAAAAUCGGCUGCAUGGACGGGCAGCGGGCAGAGAAAUCCCAUUUAAUCUCCUCUCGUUCUCGUUGCUUCGCAAAGCGCCGCUGCCUCUUCGCCAAGGUCCAUAUUGAUCCAAGUCUUUUGAACUGACAAAGGAAGUAUCUGGAAUAGUAGUAAUACAAAAGCUUUCAGCAAUUGUGCCCUGAAGCGGGAGCCUUAUGAUGAAGUGAAAAAGGGGAGUGCCCGCAAUCCGGAGUCUCUGGACAGAAAUGGCCCCCUUAACUCCUCUGGCGUGUUAACCCCUGGCUGGGUGGUGGAGGAAGAAAGUGCUUGAGAGGGGGGCAGGGCUACCUCCCCACGAAGGCUAUGAUGUCGGUUGAAGGCUCCACAAUAACAAGCCGCAUCAAGAACUUGCUUCGAUCUCCUUCUAUCAAGCUGCGAAGGAGCAAGCCAGGGAGCAAGCGGGAAGACAUCAGUACGAAGGUGACCUUGGAGAAAGUGCUGGGAAUCACUGUCUCUGGAGGCAGAGGAUUGGCCUGUGAUCCAAAGAGUGGUCUCGUUGCUUAUCCAGCUGGGUGUGUUGUCGUGCUGUUCAACCCUAGGAAAAAUAAGCAACACCAUAUUCUGAAUAGUUCCAGAAAAACUAUUACAGCCCUUGCUUUUUCUCCUGAUGGAAAAUACCUGGUUACUGGAGAGAGUGGGCACAUGCCUGCUGUUCGAGUAUGGGAUGUUGCUGAACGGACUCAGGUGGCUGAACUUCACGAACAUAAGUAUGGUGUGGCGUGUGUGGCGUUCUCCCCGAGCUCCAAGUACAUUGUGUCUGUGGGUUACCAACAUGACAUGAUAGUCAAUGUAUGGUCAUGGAAGAAAAACAUUGUUGUAGCAGCCAAUAAGGUCUCAAGCAAAGUGACAGCAGUGUCAUUCUCUGAGGAUUGCAGCUACUUUGUCACAGCUGGAAACCGGCACAUCAAAUUUUGGUACCUGGAUGACAGCAAAACCUCAAAGGUGAAUGCUACAGUUCCUUUGCUCGGACGUUCCGGUUUGCUUGGGGAACUAAGGAACAACUUCUUCACAGAUGUGGCAUGCGGCAGGGGCAAAAAAGCAGACAGCACUUUCUGUAUCACUUCCUCAGGUCUCCUGUGUGAAUUCAACGAGAAGAGGCUGCUGGACAAGUGGGUGGAGCUGAGAACCACUGUGGCAAACUGCAUCUCUGUGAACCACGAUUACAUCUUCUGUGGCUGUGCGGAUGGCACGGUGCGGAUUUUUAACCCUUUGAACCUUCACUUUGUGACUACGCUCCCCAAGCCGCACUUCCUGGGGACGGAUAUUGCCAGCGUCACAGAAGCCAGCCGGCUCUUCUCUAACGUGACCGAUGCCAAGUAUCCAGACACCAUUGCCUUGACCUUUGACCCCAAUAACCAGUGGCUCUCCUGCGUUUACAACGAUCACAGCCUGUAUGUGUGGGAUGUCAAGGAUCCCAAGAAAGUGGGCAAGGUUUAUUCGGCAUUGUACCACUCCUCUUGUGUUUGGAACGUUGAGGUGUACCCUGAGGUGAAGGAUAGCAACCAGUCUUGCUUGCCCCCAAACUCUUUCAUCACCUGCUCUUCUGAUAACACCAUCCGCCUCUGGAACACAGAGAGCUCCAACAUCCAUGGGGCGGCUCUCCAUCGGAACAUUCUGAGCAAUGACUUGAUGAAAAUUAUAUAUGUAGAUGAAAACACUCAGACCCUCCUGGACACAGAAUAUAACACUGGUGGGGGUGCCGACAAGGCUGACACGCAGGCCCUAGAUGCAAAAGUGGGGAUUCGUACAGUGUGUGUGAGCCCUACUGGGGAGCACCUGGCAUCAGGUGACAGGAUAGGUACUCUCAGGAUCUAUGAGCUGAAAUCCCUGAGAGAAAUGCUGAAGGUGGAAGCUCAUGAUUCUGAAAUUCUCUGCCUUGAGUACUCCAGACCUGAGACAGGGUUGAAGCUUCUAGCAUCAGCCAGUCGAGACAGACUGAUUCAUGUUUUGGAUGCAGGGAAGGAUUAUAGCCUGCAACAGACACUGGAUGAGCAUUCGUCUUCUAUCACAGCUGUGAAGUUUGCAGCCAAUGAUGGAAAGGUGAAAAUGAUCAGCUGUGGAGCAGAUAAGAGUAUCUAUUUCCGCACUGCACAGAAGACAGCUGAUGGGGUUCUCUUUACUCGUACGCACCAUGUUGUUAGGAAGACAACUCUGUACGACAUGGAUGUGGACCCUAACUGGAAGUAUGCUGCUAUUGGAUGCCAGGACCGCAAUAUCAGGAUUUUCAACAUUAGCAGUGGGAAGCAAAAAAAGCUAUACAAGGGAUCCCAAAGUGAAGAUGGCACCCUCAUUAAAGUGCAAACAGAUCCCUCUGGUCUCUAUAUUGCUACAAGCUGCUCUGACAAGAACCUUUCUAUCUUUGAUUUCUACUCAGGCGAGUGCGUGGCCACAAUGUACGGGCAUUCAGAGAUUGUAACUGGGAUGAUGUUCAGCAAUGACUGCAAACACUUGAUCUCCGUCUCUGGUGACAGCUGCAUUUUCAUCUGGCGUCUGAGUUCGGAGAUGACCAUCAACAUGCGGCAGCGCCUGGCAGACAUGAAGCAGAGAGGGAAGCAAGCGGAGAAAGCACAGCCAGGCAAACCAGCUGGGCUUGCCAGGCACGAGUCGGUCUCUGUCCUCUCAUCUGCGCCAGUGCUGUCAUCAGACAGUGACAAAGAUGGUGAAGACGAAGGGAAUGAGGAAGAUGAGCUACAUGGGCUGCAGUCCUUCCAAGUCCAGACUAAUGGCAACACUGAAAGGGAUUCAGAUCCAGAUCUUUCUCUUUCAAGAAGCUUUUCCCACUGGGAAAUGAGGAGGGCAAAAGAGAUGGCAAUGAUUCAGUGUUCGGAGGCCCCCAUGAGCAAGGCGCCUCGGCAGCGUGGUCGUUGGUCGCAACCCACAGGCAGCCUAGAGUUGACGGUGAAAUCCAUGCUUGACUUGCGGCAGCUGGAGUCUUUCUCCGUCUCCCGCUCUGCCAGCCGAGAUUCUCUUUCCCAGGUCAGCAAUGGGGAUGACCAAGAAGAGCGUCCUGAUCUCCCUCUGUGUGUCAACAAUGCUGGAGGCUCUGCAGCUCCUCAGGAAAACCAGCCUUGUGUUCGACCCCAAGUUAUUCGCCUUGUGUCCUGUGAAGGGGGGAUUUUCCCCCAGGAACUGGAACCUUCGGAGAGCGAGGAAUAUGUCAUCUACCCAGAACAAGAUGAGAUUCACCCUGCAGAUGUUAGCAGCGAGUUCCAGGUAAAAGCACUUCCCCAUGGGAAACUAGGUAGAGGCUACCACAGCAACGGGUGCCCAGAUAAACACAGCCCUGACAGUGCCUGCUCCGUGGAUUACAGCAGCAGCCGCCUCUCGAGCCCUAAUGAAGAUUCUGAGAGUACAGAACCUCUCAGUGUGGAUGGUACGUCCGAUCUGGAUGAACAGGUGGGAGAAGAGGAUGAGGAGGAUGUCAGCGCUGGUCUGUUGGAAGGAGAUGUCCCCAGGACUCCAGAUCAGGAGAAGUUCCUCAAGCAGCAUUUUGAGACCCUGGCCAGUAACGGUGAAAAGGGUGGAUCAUGUAGGACCCUGGAGAGAACGGAAAACAGUAUUUCUUCUCGCUUUCUGUCCCAGUCUCCUGCUCUCAGGCAACUGUCACUUUCUUCAUCAAAUCUGGUAUUGGAUCGGAAGCCCACUGAGUUGCCUGACUUUCAGAAGCAAGUUUCUGCUGAUCCGCUGAAAAAUGGGCUUGACCACCAGAACAUGGCCCUGGAGAAUGGCAUCUUCCAAAAUGAUGUUAAUUCAUUUAGAUCACUCUAUAUGCAGAGAAAGAGGAAACCUGCGUUAGAGAUCAACAGGGGUCCUGGAAGACCACCUGGGCCUUUCCCCGAUAGUGAUGGGGCAGUGGUGAUGAGGAAAUCCCAGUCAGUUCAUGACCUUGUUCAUAAUGAUAAGGUUCCAGGAGGGAUGCCUUCUGCUAGGCAACGUCCUCAGACCCUAAUGGUAGGUGAGAAAGAUCCAAGGUCCAAUAGCUGUCGGGUUCUGUCUGCAACUCUAUUGAAGACAGACGGCUCCAGCUCUCUGCAAGCCAAAGACAGCAAAGCUGCAAAACCAAAGUCCUACAUGAGCCCCACCACUAGCUUCAUGGCCAAGAUGUCCCGCAGCGUAUCUGUGGGAGAGAAUCUAUGUCUUGGUGACUCUGCAGAACACCUGGCUGAGGUGAAGGUCAGCCCUCAAGUACCAGAGAAGACACAGUUGAAUCCUUUAGGGGACACUGAGAAGAACAAGCCGCUUGUGAAGGAGAAUGGCCUCGUGAAAGCUCCUCUUCAGCAAGCUACAAGUUCUUCAUCACCCAAAUCCUUUCACAGCAAGCUAGCUUCCAACCGGGCCCAUUUGAUCCUUGACAUCCCCAAAUCUCUGCCUGACAGACCGACUUUGGCUUCUUUCUCACCAACUGCCAAAUCAAAACCACUGCUGGAAUCACCCCAGUCACCUGCUGGCACUGGUAUAAAGAAGCACUCGUUUCCUGAAGGAUGGGCCUCCAAGCUGGAAAACCAAGCAGCUGUGCCACUAGGCCUUGGUAAAAGUAGCCCAGCAGGUCCCUUUACAGAGACACUAAAAGAGAACCGUACGUUGUUGAGGACCCAAGUCCAAGUCCAGCUUGAACCGGGGGCUACGAACCCCAAACUGAAAGAGUUUUCAGAUGGUCUGCACCCAAAAUCUCCAGAAUACAGACCACUGAGAUGCAAAGAAAUAAUUGGCAGCACUGGUUGUGUGCCGGAGAAUCAGCUUGAGCUUUGCUCACGUGAAGCAAGCAGGCCAAGGUCUCCCACAACUGUGGCAGCCCUGGCAGAGGACUCAGGUGUGCACGGAUACCCAUCUCUAAUCUUCUUCCCCCUUCUGUCUCCUGUCUUUGUGAAUCGCUUCACACUUCCAUCACAUUUCUUUACGUCCAGCUUCUGGCCUGUCUCGUCCUGUCUGCACCUGUCUCGUUCCAUAAGCCAUCCUUUCAAUGGAGGCUCUUCAGUCAGCAUUGAGCAAUGCAAGCACGUUGUGUCUGAGCUCCAAGACAGUAUGCGCAAGGCCAUCCAUCUAUACCAUAUGGUGUCUGCUGACAUGGAGUCUUCAGCCGAUAGAAAUGAGAUUGCUGGCCUCUUGACUGAUACCUUCUCUGUGAUGAAAAAAGAACUAGAUUCCCUGAAGGAUGGGAAAGAACUUCAAAGGGAGAAAGAAGUGUUGGCGAAGCCACACGACCCAACUGUAAUGCCAGUCAGUGAGGGAAGUGGUUCCACCUUAUCCAGUCCUCGGCAUUUUGGAGAUGAGCAAACUCUUGCUUUGUUGGAACAAUAUUCAGAGCUGUUGCUGCAAGCUGUCGAACGACGUAUGGAUAAAAAACUGUAAAGAAGAGUAGUUCUAAGGGGCAUAAACAUCUAAUGAAGAAACUGACAGCAACACAGGGAAAACUAACAUAGUGAAAACCUGGAAUGACUGCUAUUGUUGACUUUUAUCCAAUGGUGAAAUAUUUUUUUCCUCAAGCAGUUCUGUUAAGAGGGGGUCAUUUUAUGGCUUCCAGAAAUGUGCUGGUCACAGUACUAAUCUUUCUGUGCCCACUUCUCUCUCUUUUCCUUUUCUUUUUUGGUGGUGUUAAGAAAAACUUAUUGGAAACUUUAUUCCAGCCAAAACAUUUAAAACAAAAAUUCCUACAGACUCAGUUGACUGUGGCUCAGCCUGAAAUUGCUGACUUGGUGGAAAGAUAUUGAGAUGGCACCUGUCACUCCCUCUGCAGUGCUCUCUCGAUCUAUGUACAGUGUUAAAAUUUUAUUUAUUAAUUUAUUUUUGUGACUAUUGCUCUAAACUUUUCACAUGCAUUUUGUAGCUGUGACUGUUUCCAUGUCUUUCCCACACGUUUUGUUGCAGUAAACAUAACUAUACUAGUAGAUUGGCAGGCGGAAUUUCUGAACUACUUUUUGCUGCAGCCUGCCUUGCUGAAUUUUACUCAUAGGUUUUUUCUUUUCUUUUCUAUAAAAAGACAGUCUUGUUCUCCCUGUUUUGCCUUCUGUUUUAAAGAAAAACCUAUGCUAUAUACCUACACCUGCACUUGCUUCCAGAGGACAGCACACCCUUUGGACCAAGCUACGGAGAUUUGUUACAAGACUGUUUGCAAACAUGAAUGCUUUUGCAAGAACUGUACAACAUUUUAUAUAAAACUUGACCUCUACACUAAGGAGUUUUUUUAAAUUGAAGAAUUGUUAAAUUCUAUUUAUAAAGUUAUAAUUAGAAGUGGUGUUCAACUGGUGUUGUAUACUGGGCUCUUCAGAUGAUGUUUUUGGGCGAUGGGGGGGGAGAGACAUAGGGUUGCUAUAGCAUUUAUUAGAUAAAAUGUUUUAGUUUAAUUCUAGCAUAAAUUUAAAGAAAUUUGUCAGUGAAGAGAGCCUGACACCCGUUUUUAAGUACUGCUCAAGUGAAGCAUGAGAUGUACCUAGCGUCCCAAGAGGGAGACCCAUUUUAUGUCUCCAUUGCUAAAACCAGAAAACUACCAAUUAAAUGUGACUGGACAGAACAUUUAGACAGUUGUGAUGUAACUAUUUUCAUUUCCUUUUUUGUGAUGAAAAACAAAGCAGGUCAGUGGGGUGGGAAUGAGACUGCAUGGAGUUUUAUUCUGUUCAAUGAAAAACUUGCCAUAUUUUCCCAAACUCAUUAGUCCAUGGCUUUGACUCUCAGAUUGCUUAUCCUAGAAGGUUCUUCUUUCAUUUACCGUGCUCUCAGAUUAAAAAUCCCUCCUCCUGUUUACUGAAUUAUCAAACCAUAUUCCCAGAGUACUAGUUGAUAAAAGUAUUUCAGAGAUGGCUAUCCUACCGAAUUUUUUUGAGCUAUUCUCUCUGGUCAAAAAGCAGUUCUGCAUCCACUAUUGUCCAUCUGAUCAUCUGACUAAAUUGCUUUGGUGACCUGGGUCUUUUUCACCAGCUUUCCCCCCUUGCACUUCUCAUAUGGGAUUUUUCAUUCACUGCGCUGUAGGACUGGGAACCUUGCAGCGUAGCUUCUUUUCUGGGACUGGUUGGCUCUCAUAAUAUAUUAUAGAGCAGCCCUCUUUUUGGCUGGCUGGACAGCCAACCAUCCAUAAAUUAACUGCAAGAUUAGGGACCUGGAAUGUUGUUUGUGCUUUUUAGUAUGUCCCUCCCAGAACUUCCUGGCAGUCUUGCUCUCUCAUACACUUCUCUGAAUGGUAGUUAAGAUACAUUCAUCAGAACUGAUAUUCGGCUACUGUUUUCCGUCCAUGAGCGAGCAUGAAAUAGAGCAAUGUCUGUGGCAAAGGAAUAGGCUGGGUCACAUGAAAGAUACUCCUUGGACAUCUAUUAAUUGAAAAUUGAGAUGGCUUUUUUGGUUUCUGAGUGUACAUGCCAGGAAAGGUCUUAGGCAAAAUAACUUUUAUUUCCCUGUUCACAUUAGGCUGUGAAAAGUGUUCAAUGCUCAGGAAAUUUUCCUGUUCUGAGACACACAUAUACUCAGGGUAGAAGAGCCAUACUUCCAACACAGACAUCUUGUAUGAGAAAGGGAGAUAUUGAAGUUCUUUGUGUUGAUUUAAUCUCCAAAGUUGUCAAAUGCAUUAGUGUGACAGCAGAAUCAAGAUGUUGAUAGACAAAUACCUCAAUGCUUAUUGAUACAGUACCCAGUAGGUGAUUUCUCUGGGUUUCUCUUGGGAGAAAGGCAAUAUCAAACAAAGUUCAAUGUUACUGUCAAAACGUUUCUGCAAAAUAAUUUUCUUCAAAUUACUUGAGCACUGUCUGUAUUCAUGGAUCAAAGUGGAAAAUGGGUGUAGAAACGAACUAGUACUGUGGUCUUGAGUAAGUAGGUAUGCAAGAAUGUAUGGGCAGGCCUGUAGUUUUUAAUAUUACAUGGAAUAGAACGGCCAAGAUUUUUAGAAAAGUAGUAGUAGGGAAAGGAAUCUUUUUGGUUCAAAGCUAAGAGUAUGGUUCCUUUGAAAUGGUGCUUUUACCGGAAAGAGGCAGAACAUAGUUAAGUAGAACUGAGAAUGAAUUUUAGGUAAAUUAAAAGAUGAGAAUUGUUAGGUGUUUCCUUUUUUUAAAAAAAAGAAAGGAAGUAGUUUAAUGGGCCCUUCGUUUCCACUAUUAUAUCCAUGAAUUGGGGAGGUUUUAGGAGGGACUAUCCUCAGCCAGCCAGUUGUCUGAAACCAUUUGGUGCGUGUUAGCUUCUUAGCUAUCUUGUUUUCUGUCCCAAGGAUUUGUUGCUGAGAAGAAACGGGAGGAAAGACUGUUUCCUCUUAAGGAAAACACUUUGAUAGUUAAAUGUCAGCCUGCUUUACUUUUAGUUUUGAACUGCAUGUAAAUUAUUUGGCUUUAUUAUAGAUGUUCUCUGGCCCUAUUAGGAAACUUCAACAGAUAAUAUAAGGGUUGUGGAAACAGAAAUGCAUGUAGUAUCUGAACCUGGCCCACUUCUACUGAUUUUUAAUGUUUGCAUGCAAAUUAAUGUAUUAAGGUAAAUGGAGAAAGUAUGUACCAUGAACUCAACACUGAUGCCAUGCUGACAUAUUAUAUCCAUGCUUUCUGAAAUGUUUCUGUACAGUGUAAUUUGCAUUUUAUUCUUUGUGUAUGCUGUUUCCUUUUUUCAAGGAGAGUCCUUAGAAAAGAGAACAAAUACCUGUACACUUGAAUGGGACAAAAUGGCCUCUCGUUGUUUCUACAGAAACACAGGAGACAUUUGAAAGCCAAAAUUGUGUUUACACCAGCUAUUGGUAUAUGCAACUGGUGCUACAAUAUAUGGCCAUUUUGUUAUUAACCCCUCUCCCCCUUUUUCAUCCAAUCCUUUUCAGUGACACCUCUAAUAGUUGGGCCUGUUAGAAAGGAUUAGCUUCCUCUUUUGCUCAACUGAUCCGGGAUACAUUUCUUUCUGCAAAAAGAGUUACUGUUAUGGCCAGUGUAUGCAUCGGAGCAUUUUAAACAACGUUGUCGCAUAUCAACACAGAAGUUAAGCCACUGGACCUCCAGUAGCAUCCAGUAUUUUUAAUUUUUUUAAAUAAAUAAAUAAAUAAAAUAAAUCAGUUGGAGGGGUGAAUAGCUGCCUUGUGGACCUUCAGGCAGGUACUGUUGUGACUAGAUUGCUCUUUCUAUAGAUAAUAACUAGAGUAUCCAGAAUCCUGUAUUGUUUGUAUAUUAUAUUCUGGAGCUGGGCUGCUUACAUAUUGAGUUAAUCUGCUGUAGAUCACAGACUGUGAUGCAUGGAGCAGCAAUUUAAGGAAUAAGCCAUGUCUACUCAGCAUGUCUAAGUUAAGUCUAGGCACCAGAUAAACAUCCCUUUUACCUGUGUUAUUUCAACACUCCCUUCCUAUUCUCCGCUUGUUUAAAAGGAGAUAACAACCCUGAAACCUUUUAUUUAUAAAUGUGUGUUUUCUACCUUGGCUUUAAGAGGGGGGAAAAAUCUUUUAAAAUGUCUUCUUUUUUAAUUAUUUGAAACAAUUGUUUUAUGUUUGUGGGGGUUUUGCACUGUGAGCCACCUUUCUGGGGCUAUUUUUAAUUCUGUAUUCAUUUGUACUCUGCGUCUUAAGUAGUUUCAAUAAAAAAAAGUGUGAACCUUUGUUACUAA